AUGAGCAGAGCCGGCGUCAUCUUUUCGUUCCUUUCCCUUCUGGCUCGUCACACCCAGCCCAAUGGGACCAUCAUUUUUGACACCAAAGCCAGCAUCCACGAGCAGCAUAAGAUCAAAUCUGGCUCCGAGAUGAAGGAAGAAGACUUCCUACACCUCAAAGCUGCGCCUGAUUCAACAAAGCUGGCCAGGAUUUGGACAAUUCUCCGGAUUUCAACCGGUACUGGCUCUGGUAUCGGUAUGCUCUGGGCUAUGUACGGGCAGCAGUGUCUGGUCCCGCAAAUGCUUCACGGGAGGAGCCAGGUGAAGAGAGCAUAUGGCAUGAAUGAAGAGCUUGUCAAUAUGUCUCUUGUCAACUUCAUUCAGGCAGUCAAGGAGAAAAAGAAGGCCAAGGAAAUUGACUCGAGGGUGUAUAGCCUGUCGGGUGAAACUGACGGGCUGCUUGAGUCAAGGGCUACUGGUCGGAUGCAUGCGAUUCUCGAAGCCAAAGCCAGAUGGCCGAUGAGCGAAAGGCUCCCACCAGAGCGAUCAUAUUCCUAUGGGCCAGUAUCCCUGAGGGGCGCGUCGGUCAUGCUCUCUGCAAAGCCGGACUAUGAAGUUUGGUAUGGGAAGAACGAAGCGGUGGCAAUGAAUGUGGUGAUCGUCGAGGCUAAGACGACUGACCUCGAGUCUGGGGUAGCGCAAACUUUAGGGCAUGGUCUUGCCACUAACGGGGUGGCUUUCCACUUCCUGAAGAUCUCGAAUGCCUCCCGAUGGUCGGAGCACAUCAUGACUCUCCGGUCAAGCGAAAUUGGGAAGCCACUUGGCAUUCUCGUUCACAUGUUUUGCCGCGCCGCUCUCAUGUCCCCUACUCACUCUAAGGAGUGCUCGCACGAAUCCCACUGCUAG
Messenger RNA from Penicillium bovifimosum, 885 nucleotides. RefSeq lists its product as uncharacterized. Bases 1 to 885 code for a protein of 294 amino acids. Lineage: Eukaryota; Fungi; Ascomycota; Eurotiomycetes; Eurotiales; Aspergillaceae. The transcript is spliced from 6 exons. The record is from RefSeq and is a predicted model, not a curated record.